Drosophila novamexicana is the source of this 942-nucleotide messenger RNA. RefSeq lists its product as uncharacterized. The record is from RefSeq and is a predicted model, not a curated record. The coding region runs from base 111 to 896 and encodes 261 amino acids. NCBI's taxonomy places the organism in Eukaryota, Metazoa, Arthropoda, Insecta, Diptera, Drosophilidae. The transcript has 4 exons.
CAAUUGUGCUUGACCAUGCCCAGCGAACGGUUCGGCAGCAGUUUUUUAAAAUAGCGAAAUUUACUGUUCUUUCUGUGUUACGCUCUUCGAAGAGCCCAAAAUAAGUUAAUAUGCAACUGUUCUUAGCUUUUAUUAUUGCUGCAUCGACAAUUCUAAAAGAUGUACAAUGUCUGCCAGUCAAAAUCGAUGCGGAAACAAAGUUUAUUGUUCUUCAGAACGACGGCAUGGAACCAACCGUAUUAGAAUGUGAUUAUAAUCUCAAUGACACCGAUUCAUUUCUGACUGUGAAAUGGUUUAGAAACGACAAGACUAUUUACCAGUGGAUCCGAGGAUCGCAUCCGGCGCCAAUUCCGGAAUUCAAAAGUGAUGUGGAUAGUUCAUAUGAGAGCUCAACGGAUCCAAAUAAACAAUACAGUGCACUGGCCCUCAUAAAUCCUUCCAUAGAUUCCACCGGAGACUAUAAAUGUGUUGUACAAACGAGAACAGAAACGAUAACGGUUCAUAAAAGCGUACAGGUGAUCGACGUGAGGAAUUAUACGCUGAACAUGUAUCGCUAUCAAAUUCAAAAUGAGACUCAACUGGAGUGCACGGUCUCCAACGUGUUUCCGAAGCCAACAAUAACUAUUACAUCGGAAGAUGAUGAUAUUGUCAAGGUGGUGGCCAAUGAGCCGCAGGAAAACGAGGAUGGAUACUUUAAUGCAACUACUUUUGCCGCGAUCCAGGAUGAUGACGAAGACACGGACUCCCACAAAUGUGUUGUGACUUUCGAGGGCUAUUCACAGAAUUUGACAACCAUACUAACGUCUGGUUCGUGUAAAAGUUGUACAGAUUAUCGGAUAUUAUUCCUGAGUUGCUUAGUGUAUUAUUUAUUCUCUAACAUUAAUAUUUUAGAUUAAAUAAAAUUUGUUGUUAUAUUGUUAAAACUACUGUUACACAGAGUUG